AUGAAUAAAUUUAUAUCUUUGGCAUUUUUUGCCUAUAUUCUCUUAUCCCUCAUUGCUGUUUCUGCAGCUUUAACAACUGAUGAAAGUACUCUUGAAAAACGAACCUCUUGUUUAUCCAAGAGAGGUGUUUUGGGUAAAAGAACGGACAGUAAGUGCCCCUGCGCUCUCGCCGAAGCAGUUUUUGAAGGUGCAGUUGGAGGUUUAACAGUCUAUGCUCAGGACGAAUGUGGUUUUACGACCGUCACAGGAUUGUUCAGCAAAGGUUUCCAAGAUACAAACAAAAACUUUACUUUCCAAGUCGUUGAUGAUUGUGGAACUGUCCUCCAGGAUCUCACAGAAGGAUUAAAAGUACAACCCUCCGGCGAUGGCGGAACAAAGUCAUUCAGAAAUCUUUUUGAAAAUUUCAGUCUAAACUGUGGCAAUACGGGUAUCCUCGUGCCACAAAAUGGAUUAACCAAACGCACUUGCUCCCGAAAACUUAAAAAACGACAAGGUAGUGGUGCUUAUAUGCGUAUUAAUGAAGGUGGCGAUAGUUAUGCUCAAGCGGAUAUAAACGAAAUUUAA
Funneliformis geosporum is the source of this 564-nucleotide messenger RNA. The record is from the annotation of a GenBank genome assembly. Lineage: Eukaryota; Fungi; Glomeromycota; Glomeromycetes; Glomerales; Glomeraceae.